Molecule: messenger RNA, 360 nt
Organism: Paracoccidioides brasiliensis Pb18
Exons: 2
Coding region: 1-360 (119 amino acids)
Source: RefSeq, a predicted model, not a curated record
AUGGUCAUGUGCCGGCGGAGCAGGGCGGCCCCGCAGGGAGGAAUUCCAACAGAAAUGCUGAAUCGUAAAAAGAUUCACACUGCUAGCUCUGGUGCUGGGGGAAUGCUGCAUCCGCUUCCUUCUUACCCCCUGGAACUCGGCUCUGGCAUAUGGGAAGGGUGGAGCUCAAACAACCAAACUUGUCAGGUUAAUGAUGCUGCCUGGGUUGCGUGGGCAGCCUGGACAAAAGGGGGAGUCAGUUUGAAGUUGUCCGGCUUGAUUUGUUCAAACAUUGCAAACAGAAGGGUUUUAGGGUCCGUAGUCGGCUUUGCCAUUGGAAACAAACUCCUUGGGGCACUAUGCAGUGGGUGGUAUGUUUGA